Molecule: messenger RNA, 1653 nt
Organism: Chiloscyllium plagiosum (whitespotted bambooshark)
Lineage: Eukaryota; Metazoa; Chordata; Chondrichthyes; Orectolobiformes; Hemiscylliidae
Gene: fank1
Product: fibronectin type III and ankyrin repeat domains 1
Biological process (GO): regulation of apoptotic process
Cellular component (GO): nucleus
Molecular function (GO): protein binding
Source: RefSeq, a predicted model, not a curated record
AGCCACUUGCCACUCUCCUAAUCGUCUGUUGUUGCCAGCGAUCAUCUGCAAACGAAAUUAAAGCAAACCGACUGCUUAAAGCACAGUGAGCAUAGCACUGAGCACGCAGAGUCUCCAUGUCUACAAUCACAUAGCACAUGAAGGCGAACUCAGCUACAACGACAAAGCAGCGAGGUUGAUUAGUGUGGGGCGCCGUUGGUUCAGAGGAUUCGUGUUUCCCGGGCAACAAAGGAUCAGCGUCCGGAAAGUGAACGCGAGAUGGAAAAAGGGAGAAGGAGAGAGAGAAAGGGAAAGGCGUCGGAUGACCUGAGCAGGGAAUGAGAGGAUUGGAUCAAGCCGUGAGCACAGGCUGAGAGAGGGUGGACAAGACACUGGGAGGCUACAAGCUCAGCCUUAACAUACGGAGAAUUGAUCAAUUGAAAAAUAAAAACCUACAUCUAUCAUGGAAGAAAUCCCCAAGCCUGAUCCUCCAGUUGUGGGUAAAGUGACCGAUCACAGUAUUGAACUUUACUGGAAUAAGCACCACCAAUUGCAAGGAUAUAUAGCAUCUAAUCGAGGGCUAUGUUUUUCAAUUGAAGAGGAGGACAUUAAAACACAUACAUAUGGUAACAUAUACACAGGAUAUGCAAAACAUCAUGUUGUGACAGGCCUUGAGGCUUCCACCCCAUAUAGAUUUCGACUAAAAGUCAUUAGUUCUACAGGAAAUUGUGCCUACAGCCCAAUUGUGACAGUUUCUACAACACGGGAACUGAAAUAUGGAAAACAUCUGCACUGCGCUAUAAUUAAAAAUGACAUAGAGGAAGUAUGCCAUAUUCUGCAGUCAGGAAAUAUGAAGGUGGAUGUUCUUGAUGAGCGUGGGUUCUCUCCACUUAUGUUAGCUGCUCAGAAAGGAUACCAAAGAAUAGUGGAAAUUCUGAUAAAAUCUGGUGCUGAUGUUAAUCAGAAAAAUGGCAGUGGUAAAGACAGCUUAAUGCUGGCCUGUUUCGCUGGGCACCUGGAUGUGGCGAAAUGUCUUUGGAGAUUUGGAGCUACGUGGGAAUCCCGAGACAAUGGGGGUUCAUCUGCCAUACACUGGGCUACAGAUGGGGGACACAUCAAUGUGAUUGAAUGGAUGAUAAAUGAAGGUUGUAAGGUUGACAUCACUGAUGGACAUUUACUGUGGACACCACUCAUGCGAGUUGCCGUCCUGAAUGGCAGUACUGAGAUUGCUUCUCUUUUAAUUAAAGCUGGUGCAAAUGUGAAUAUCCAAGACAAGAAAGGAACAACACCACUAAUGGUGGCAGUGCUCAAUAGCUAUGAAAACCUGGUCCAACUGCUGCUGAAUAAUGGGGCUGAUUCUGCUGUAAAAAAUAAGUAUGGUACAAGUGUCCUAGAGAUGGCCAAAUCCUUUAGCACAGAGAAUGUGAUCAGUCUACUUGAAGAGUAUGGAAGACCAGAAUUUACAAGAUGAAGGGAGACUCGGGAAAUACUCAGGAGAUUGGGAACGUCAAAGGCAAAUCUCAUUCCAAAAAAUAUUGGAAAUAUGCAACAGGUCAGGAUGCAUCUGUGGAGACAGAGUUAACAUUUCAUCCUGGAAAGUUAUCUCUAUUACUGUCCAUAGAUGUUGCCUUAUUUGCCUGAGUAAUUUUUUCAGAUUUCCAGCACCUGCAAUAU